AUCUCGACCAGGACAAAGCGGAUGAGAAGCCGAAUCUGAUGCAAUGUCACGGCCGUCUGCCCAGAAGCCUGGGGAUUCAAAAGAAGAGCAAGGAGAAUCGGCCCAUCCGGACAGAAGUGUUACGGCGAACCUUUCUCAUGAGACAUUCAAGUCCUUUACUGAUGAGGUACAGAGUUGCGGUUCAUUCAGCUCCUCGGGAGGACGGCAACCCGGGCCGCAUGCCUCUGGGAGCAACUCGGACAGUGGAAAGCAGACUACAAGCUUGGAACAAGGGGACGAACAGUAUGAACCUUCGGACUUCGAAGAUAAUGAAACGAAGUUGAGUAAAAAAUGGAUCAGCUACCUCAAGGGUAAAGAAACGAACUCUGGAAAGCACUCACCAGACACUAAACUUAAAACAGAAAUCGCUCGGGUGUCCGAUGAAGAACUGAAUGCCCUGCAGUCUUUUUGCAGCAUUAAGAUAAACUUGAUCCAUCAUAGAGUGGACUCUAAAAAGAGCAGCAGACGCAAAAAGCUGCAGUUUAGAUGGGAUGCAGAGGCUUCAAAGACAGAUGCCUUAAAUUGUACUGUCCCUGAUGAGCUUUUGAACAGAAUGUAUUUUAAAAACAUUAGGACAAAAGCAAAACAGGUGGAAGCAGCUAAGCAACAUAUUUCUUCUCAGUGUCCCAGUUGUAACAGGAAAAGAGCAGAGCUGGCCCAGUGUGCCUUCUUGAAACAGAAGAAGACUUUACUGGAGUCACAUCUACUAGAAAAGAAAAUAGAUGAACAUCUUCAUACCAAAGACUUUCUCACCCGUAUUGGAGAAGCACAUCAGGACCUUCCCAGGCUUUCAGAUGACCCUAGAAUAAUCUGGAAAAGACUGAAUGAGAAAAGUCAGAUUGGAUACUCUGGUUGUGAAAGGUCAGAUAUAGAGCAGAAAUUGUAGCAAGAUAGAAAUAGCACUUGUCAGUCAUCUAUUUCUAUGCCACUUCUCAAGCCACUGUUUGUUGUAACCAAACAGGAGAUGGUGGUUAUUAAUAGUAAUGUGUAAUUUUGAUAAAUGUUCCUGUUGUGUAUUUGAGUAAUUACCAUUAUUUCUACAGGCACUUUGGAAACUAAGACUACUGUGCUUCCUUCACAGGUUUGAGGACUAAGAACUUUCUAUCCAAUACAUUUUUCAGAUUACAGAAGACAAAGUUGUAGUUGGAAUAGUUACAAAACUCUUGCAACAAUCCAGGAGAGAGAAUUGGUAGUUUGGACUAGGGUGUUGACACUACAGAAAGAAGGAAGUAGAGAGGGUAAGAUACUUAGGAAGUAAUAAGUGACUGUCUUUUGUAGUGCAAUGGUUAUGGGGAUCUAAUAAAAGAUAAAUGUUAAAAAAUG
Galeopterus variegatus (Sunda flying lemur) is the source of this 1362-nucleotide messenger RNA. RefSeq names its product chromosome unknown open reading frame, human C8orf48 (gene CUNH8orf48). The transcript has a single exon. The record is from RefSeq and is a predicted model, not a curated record. Lineage: Eukaryota; Metazoa; Chordata; Mammalia; Dermoptera; Cynocephalidae.